This is a messenger RNA of Onychostoma macrolepis, 1491 nucleotides long. RefSeq names its product urotensin-related peptide 1 (gene urp1). The transcript is spliced from 4 exons. Lineage: Eukaryota; Metazoa; Chordata; Actinopteri; Cypriniformes; Cyprinidae. The record is from RefSeq and is a predicted model, not a curated record. Bases 14 to 427 code for a protein of 137 amino acids.
CCAACCUCUCAACAUGUUGUCACUGGCACUGCUCUACAUUCUGGCUGUGGUUUGCUCUGCGCGGAGAACUCAUGCACUGCCUCUUUAUUCAGACACAGCACUGCCACAACAGGAAGAACUGAUUCAGAAACUGGUGGCAGAGGUUGAGGACAGACAAAAUAAUGACUUAACGGAGCAAAGGGACAUUAAAACUGUGCUCCCUGUCCUGCUUCAGAGAGGUGCAAAAGAGACUUUGCAACAAGACAAAAUGAAUAACAUGGUGGAUGAUUUAAAAGCAGUCGUCUUGAAACUCGCAGCAGCUGAUAAUCUGCGUUCUCAAGGCUAUCUACGAUCUGAGCAAAACUUACCCAAAAACAAUAAGAGAGGUGAGCAAUUAAAGUAUCUAAGCAGAUGUUUUCAUAUAUGUAGUGCAAAAAUAAAUAAAUAAAUAAAUCAAUGUUUUAAUGAAUAUUUUAAUUGUAGACAAGUACAUACAAUUAUGUAAUGCAGAUUUAAAAAAAAAAUGUCAAAGACAACACAAUGGCUUUUUAUUCUUCUUAUAUUGCAUUACUAAAUCCAUUUUUUGUCCUUCCGUUUAUAGCCUGUUUUUGGAAAUAUUGUGUUACAAACUAGGCAUGAAUCUGCUGAGAUGGACAGAGGACCAGCCUAACACACCUGAUGUACAAACAUCUAAAAUGUAUGCUUUUGUUUUCCCCCAUAAAGUCCACCCAGCUGCUGUUUGACAUUGUGAAUAUUGUUUUAUAUAUAGUAAUUAAACAGGAAUAUGAAUGUAUUUUUUAUCAUGAAUGAAAACUGACCUAGAACUGCAAGUGUAAAAUAAAAAUAUAGUCUGGGUGAAACAGAUGAGUUGUAAGAUUUAUGUUUUUAAACCCAUCUUUCAUCAAAGCUCUGGAAAGACAAACAUGUGAUGUGUAUGAUAUUAAUUUUAUUUUUAAGUAAAAUCUGAAAGAAAGCAGUUUAAUCUCUUUCUCAAACAAUCCCAACGUCUAACAAUGGUGUCUCAAUGGUGACUCAUACAUCCAUCACAAUAACCCUUAAUACAAAACAACCAUUACCGCCGCAUGACUCACAGACUCCAGUUCUGCGCGUGAUUUGACUAAACUUUUAUCUCUACAGUGUUUUCAGCUCAUUUUUACAGAUGAUUAAAAACACAUAGCCUUUUUAGCUAUACAUUACAUAUAACUGAGUAUGCCCUAAUGAAUAUAUACACAAAUAUGCACAAAAAAAUUACAUAUGCAGUUAAAAGCACAUCUCUGUUGACUGUUUUGCAAAGGAUUCUAUAACCUCUAAAACUACCGGAAUAAAGCCUCUUUGACAGUAGCAGUCACUCAGAAGUAUUCUAGUGUAUCUAAUGGGCUUUGAGCUCACAGGCACAAUGAAAGUACAUUAGCAAACUGUGUGUGGUGUGUUUUUUUUUUUGUUUUUUUUUGUUUUUUGGCUUCACUGUAAUAGAUGAACUAGAUGAAUAGAUGAACCUGUGAACUACAAAUA